AUGCACUGGAGUGCGUAUUGCGAAUCGGAGAAGGAAUCUGAAUGGAAUAUUAUUUAUCUCGAUUUAGAGACUGAAGAGUACGGAGUGUUAGAGGUGCCGAAUUGUGUGAAUGAAAAAGGUUGUUCUUGUUCGAUGCUGGACGAAUCCGAAGGAUGUCUUUAUGCUCUGUGCGAUUAUCGAGAUAGUGCGGAUGUGUGGAUUGUCGGUGAUUGUGAUGGAUUGGGAAACGCUACUUGGACUAAGGUGGUCAGCGUUUCGUACGUCGAUCGUUUCUUGAAGUCGACCUGUAAAACGGCGUUUCGUGUGUUGAAGAAAUACGGCAAAGUGCUGUUGCUUUGUGGUUCGACGGUUGUGGUUUUCGAUGUAGAGGAUUGCACUAUCAGGUAUCCCGAGAUUAGAAACCAUAAUCAAUUUAGUACAGCCAUCACUUAUUUUGAAACGUUGGUUUCACCGUUAGAUUUAACAUACGUGGAUUCAAAUGUUUAA
Molecule: messenger RNA, 486 nt
Organism: Erythranthe guttata (spotted monkey flower)
Lineage: Eukaryota; Viridiplantae; Streptophyta; Magnoliopsida; Lamiales; Phrymaceae
Source: RefSeq, a predicted model, not a curated record